CGCGCUGCCCUUUCAAACGCACAUUCGCCACGCGAUCCUGUCCGCCGUUCCUCGCGAGGUAUCCGGCCGAUCUCGCGAUCGGCGAUAUCCUCGCCGCUAUCCUCGGCGCGCGAUCGCGGGCGUAAUCGUCGCGGCGAAUCGACGAAGGGGACGGUCAAAAGUUCGAGGGUGGACGGAUCGAGAUAUAUCGUCGAAGCGUGCGCGCCGGCGAUAUCGCGGCGCGGCGGCGUGUGUCGCUGGAAAUUUUAUCAAUACCUCGGCGGCCAUCUAGUCUCGCUGUGGCAGUCGUUCGCGAAAAGUUACGCGCCGAACGCCGACCGGGGGUUGACGCCGAGCCGACCGAUUAACCGACGACGAGGAUUGCCGGAAUAGAAAGAGCCCGAGGCGAUCGACUACUGCGAGCAUGGCUACGGAGGGCGGUUUAGCACCGGAUGCGGCUGCAGGUGCAGGCGCGGGCACCGAUGGCAUCGUCGGCGGUCCCAGGACGCCCCAGCAGAUCGCCUCGCAGAAGCGGCUGCAGGCGACGCAAGCGCAAGUCGACGAGGUCGUCGACAUCAUGAAGACGAACGUCGAGAAGGUCCUCGAGCGCGAUCAAAAGCUCUCCGAGCUUGACGAUCGAGCAGAUGCACUCCAACAAGGAGCGUCACAAUUUGAACAGCAAGCAGGAAAAUUGAAGAGAAAGUUCUGGCUACAGAAUCUAAAGAUGAUGAUCAUCAUGGGUGUCAUCGGACUCAUCGUACUGGCCAUUAUUGUCGUGAAAUUCAUGCCGGAAACGCCGCCGACUUCGCCCUAUCCGCAGCCAGGUAUGAUUCCGGCCAAUAUGCAACCUGUGGCUAAUAUACCCGUUGCACCCGCACCGGAUGCUGCGGCAAAGCCGCCGGGUAACGGCUCACCGAAGGCUGCCAGCGCCGCGUUCCUCGGCAACCUGGACGCCGGUAUACACAGUGUUGCGUAAACGAUACAUUUGGACGGAGAAAAAUAGGAGUGAUUAAAAGAGCGCUGAGAGAUAGGGAUCGACCUUGACGCAACGUCUUCAUCCACGGAGAUAACUCGUCGACGUAUUUGCUUCGAAGAUCAAUUAAUUCGGAUUGUCAUUGGCACAUGAUGUGAAGGGUUCGGCGGAAAAAGUCGGUAACUUUAUAAUUUAUUCAGAUUUGUUCCUUUGUUUCAGAUUUAUUCAGAAAGUUGUUUGAAAUUGGUCUUAAAAUGCAGGCUUGUAUUUUGUUCUUUUUCCUUCGGAACCCUUCAACCAUCGGCCGCGAUUAUUUUAACGUUGAAUUAUUUUUCCCCCUAUCGAUGAUGAGAUGUUUAAUAAUUUCAAUAUUUUAUUAACAAUUAUAUUGUAUAGCACGUAACUUUCUUCGAAUAUGUACAUGUAGUAUUUAGGUGCAAAUGGUUUUCACAUGUUUUUACUUGAUUAUAUUGUAUUUUAUUGAUUUCGUGAUUUUUAGUCUUUAGGUUAUUUAAAUGAACACGACGUAUCGAUCGGUCUUUUGAAAAGAAAAGAAAUAUUUUAGAUUCUAGAGUCUGGACUAUUAAAAAAUCCGCCGAAAUUUUAUGUUAGAUAAAAAUGGACAGAAGGCCUUUUGAAUCCCAUUCCGAUCAGCUGAUCGCUAUGAAAAACAGGCAACGGGCGAAGUUGACGAGAUCAUUGACGAGAAAAUACACAAAUACGUGUAUCGACGUAUAUACAUGUACAUAUACAUACAUUAUUACGAAUGGUCAAUGUAAAAUUAAAUAUAUAUGUACGCGUAUAAAUAAAUAUAAUAAAUUAUUCGUAUAUUAAAUAUCGAAGUUUAAAAUGUGGAGGUAAUAUAACAGAGAAAAUCAUAGAUAAUAAUUAUGAAAAAAUUGAUACAAGUUUGAAUUCACUAUUCGAAUUCAACCUUGACCGAGAAAAAUGUGAAAAUGUCGAAUGUACGUCAUGUACACUUGAAUGUACGUGAGUGUUCCAUACAUACAAGUGAUUUGUUGCUUGCCUGUGCAUUCACGAAAUAUUGUCUCGGAUAAUAUGAUUUUUAAAAUAUGUAUGGAACGCAGAUUUAUUUCACUCCUUUUUGCGUCAAGUUCGUCAAAUUUUACUAGUCUCCAUUCGCGAUUGAUAUAAUUACGUAAUGCGGUUUUAUGUAUCAAUCGCUUUGAUUACGAAAAUUAUAUUCGAUGCGUUAUCGAAAACGCGAGUGACUCUCUAAACACUCCUUUGCACAGUUUAAUUGCUAUUAAUAUUACUUUAUAUAUUAUAUUCGAGAUAAGUAUUUUAUUUUCUAUAUAAGAAAUAUAACUGUUACUUUCGAAAAGUGUAAGUAUCACCUAAAGACAAUUCAUAUAGAUUUGUAGGAAAAUUUGCUCCUUUAAACUGACAAAAAUAUUAGCUUAUAAAUGUAUUAUAGUAUCGAAUAAGUAAUCGAAUUAUAGAAAGAAAAAAAAUAAUUAUUGACUCCCGCAUAUUUUCAAGCAUUAAUGUGAUGAUCGAUAAUAACUUCGUGCGAUAAUUAAAUUUAAAGUUGAAGUCUCUGAAAAUAUUAACGUGUAAUUCAGCAAUGUUAUUCAAAUGAAAAAGGAGAAGAGAGAGACCUUUUUCUGCAUUAAAUAAUUGGCAUGUAGUUAUUAUUUUUUUAUUACAAUGUUCAUAUGCACAUCAUCGUCGUACUGCUUUUGCCUAAUUGUAAGUAAAAUUUUCGGUCGAUAACGCGCCCUAACAAAAAUAUAAAAAAUAAAUUGGUCAUUAAAAAAAAA
Molecule: messenger RNA, 2736 nt
Organism: Formica exsecta
Lineage: Eukaryota; Metazoa; Arthropoda; Insecta; Hymenoptera; Formicidae
Gene: nSyb
Product: vesicle-associated membrane protein 2
Exons: 5
Coding region: 404-955 (183 amino acids)
Biological process (GO): vesicle fusion; vesicle-mediated transport
Cellular component (GO): SNARE complex; plasma membrane
Molecular function (GO): SNAP receptor activity; syntaxin binding
Source: RefSeq, a predicted model, not a curated record